This is a messenger RNA of Scheffersomyces coipomensis, 2289 nucleotides long. RefSeq lists its product as uncharacterized. Gene Ontology annotation, biological process: protein deubiquitination. Lineage: Eukaryota; Fungi; Ascomycota; Pichiomycetes; Serinales; Debaryomycetaceae. Bases 1 to 2289 code for a protein of 762 amino acids. Gene Ontology annotation, cellular component: cytosol; nucleus. The record is from RefSeq and is a predicted model, not a curated record. The transcript has a single exon. Gene Ontology annotation, molecular function: protein binding.
AUGGAUGAUUUGAACAUAGCUCGAUUGAUGGAGAUGGGAUUCUCUAGAGAGAAUGCCAUUGAUGCUUUACAUCAAUCUCAAAAUGAUUUAGAAAAGGCUAUUUCAUUUUUAUUUGGUGAUCAUACUAUUGUAGGAGAUAAUUUCCCUCCUGAUGAAAAUGAUGAAAAUACCGGUAUGGAUAAUAAUCAUGCUUUAGUUCUUUAUGAUGAAGAUACUGUUAAUAUUCGAAAUCCAGAAGAUAUCCCUAUAAGUAAAUUACAGCAAUAUAGUCAUAAUAGUAAUCAUGAAUCAAAGGCUUUACCACGUCCUCCUCCUCCUCCUCCUCCACCACCUCCUCCACAACCACCAGCUGGUCCACCUUCAGCUGGUCCACCAUCACGUGGAGGCGGAGAAGCUAAAUUAUAUGCCACUACGAUAUUGAAGAAUAAAAAGCAAUUCAUUGAUGAUAUUGAAACCAAUUCCGCUGAUAAUUAUGAUAUUCAUUCAGGAAUGAAUGAAGAAUUAGAUGAUGAAGAUGAUGAAGAUGAAGAAGAUUCCAUAUAUGAAAAAGUUCAAAAUUAUGCAAGAAUUGAUAAUUUCCCUCCUGUAAUUUUAAAUCAAACUGCCACAUAUCUUGAAAAUUAUAUUAUCCCAUUAAUUGUAAUAUUAUCUCAAUAUGAUAAAUUCAAAUAUCAAUUAUUAAAACCUGACCAUACUCAUUUCAAUUAUGGAUAUUCAAAACAAUGGUUUCAACAUGAUAGUGAUUUGUCAAUUGAUAUUCCCGAUCAAUUUAAAACGGGUGAAUCAUCCUUAUCAUAUCGAUUUAUGAUUGAAAUUCAACGAUUAUUUGCAUUUUUAUUACCCGAUUAUAGUAAACGAUCAUUCAUGUCAGGACAGAUCUUAUUAAAUCAAUUACCUACUGAAUUUAAUUAUGAACUUAAUAAUGAUCGAAUUGAAGAUAUAGAAGAUUUAAUUAAGAAAUUUUAUCAUAUUUUAAAUUCAGAAUAUGAUAAAGUAUUCAAAUCAGAAACUGAUCAAGGGUUCAUGCAUGAUUUAUUCACAUCUACAAUUGAAAGUAUUCGAGAUGAUGAUAUAGAAGAAGGUGGAGGUGGUGAAGGUAGUUCAAGAAGUGGGAUUUCAGUUAUUCCUAUUGAUUAUGAUACCAGAUCUCGAGAUUUAUUUAGUACGAUAAGUUCAAUGUUUUGGAAUGAUGAAAUUAUGGAUGAUGAAUCGAUUGGAAGUGUUCGAUUUGAUGAUAUUUCUCCGAUUAUAACUUUCCAAUUAAGUGGAGAUGAUGAAGGAUUCCAAACUCAACCCUUUAAAAUCGAUGAAUAUUUUUAUCCUGAAUUAUUUAGUUCGAAAUAUAUUCGAUUAAUUAGAGAAAUGAAUUUUAAAAAGAAGAAAUUAGUUGAACUGAGAAAUUCAUUAACUCAGAAUAUUCUUAGUUUUAAUUCAUUUGAAGGGAAACCCAUAAAGAAAAUUUUGAAUCAUUCCUUAGAAUUUUUAAAAACGAUUCAUCAAGAUGAAUCAGAUGAAGGUGAGAUUGUUCAAGAUUUAACUAAUUUAACCGAUUCGAUACGACAUAUCACUACUGAUUUAACUACUGAAUUACAUUCCUUAAGCUCAAAGAAUUUACAAUAUGAUAUUAAGAAUUGUGAUCAAAUCUUGAAAUAUAUUGAAUCAAAUUUAGAUGAUCAUUUAAGUGAGAUGCCAAAGAGGUAUAUUUUAACGGGAGUGAUUACCUCCGAUACGGAAUAUUUCUAUAAAGUGAAGACCAAGAAGUCACAAGAAGAGGAGGAUGUUGAGGUUGAAGUUGCAACUUUGUUUGAUUGGGUUCAUGUUACUUGCUUUACGAAUGGAAUGAAGAAAGUGAUUGAUUUUACGAUUGAUUAUAUUGAAUUUAGUAGUGUUCAACAAGCUAUUCUUCAAUUUUCCAAGGAUAAAAGACGACAAUUUGUGUUUAUUUAUAUUGAUGAAGAAUCAUUUAAUGAGAGUUAUGAGUUUAAAUUAUCGGAUGAAUUGAAUCAAUUUUUCAAACAAGAUAAUGAGAAUUUAGAAGAGUUAUUAAAGUUGAAUAAAGUAUUUAAUGAUGAUGAGGAGGGGGAAGAUGAUGACGAUGAGAAAGCUGUGGCUAAGAAUGAUGAAGUUGAUGAUUUGAUUGAUCUUGAAUCAUCACAUGUUGAAAAUAAAGAAAACAAACCAGAAUCAAGUAAUGUUAAUGUUAAUGCUAAUGCUAAUACAAAUACUAAUGAUGAAGAUCAACAAUAUGGGGUUGAGAUUGAAGAAGUUGAAUAUAAUAGAUCUAAUUAA